This is a messenger RNA of Colius striatus (speckled mousebird), 2463 nucleotides long. RefSeq names its product cadherin related family member 4 (gene CDHR4). The record is from RefSeq and is a predicted model, not a curated record. Gene Ontology annotation, molecular function: calcium ion binding. The transcript has 20 exons. The coding region runs from base 1 to 2313 and encodes 770 amino acids. Gene Ontology annotation, biological process: homophilic cell-cell adhesion. Gene Ontology annotation, cellular component: membrane. Lineage: Eukaryota; Metazoa; Chordata; Aves; Coliiformes; Coliidae.
AUGGGCAUGCACAGACGCUUCACCUUCCUCCUCCUCCUCAGCCUCCAUGCCCCAGGGACUUUUGUCAGAGCAUCAGCGCUGCUUGGGCUGCCACGCGUGGUGACCCUGAGCGAGGACGCCGAGCCAGGCACCCGUGUCGCGGAGGUGACUGUGUCCUGUAGCAACACGAGUGGCAGCCCCGACGUCAGCCUCCGUGGCAUCGAGCCCGGCCACCCCUUCAACCCCGUCGCCAUAAGUGCUGACCCCACGGCCACCACCACGUUUCAGGCAGAGGUGACACUGCGUGCCGGUGCAGAGCUCGAUGCCCGCCGGGUGAACCUGUACAACCUCACUGUCUGGGCCGCCUGUCCCGGCGAGGAUGCGGUUGAAGAGCGGCUCUUUGUCAAGGUGGAGGCAGGGCAGGUGCUGCGCUGUGACGGCCCCUUUGCCAGCGUGGGGGGAGAUGUGGUGAAGGUGCUGGCGGAUGUGGCACCCCGGGAGCUCUUGUACGUGGUGCUGCCGCAGCCACUCGGCGGGCUGACGUUCAGACUCCGAAACCAUGACACACCACUCACUCUCACCCGCCAUGGCCUCGUACUGGCGCCUGCCGGCGGCUUUGACCCCAGCAAGGACAACCAGACAUUCAGGCUGGAGAUUGAGGUAAUGGACCGCCACGGGCACAACUGUAGCGGGGUCGUGACGGUGGAAGUGCUACCAUCACGCCGUCCCCGUAUCACCUUCCUCGAGCCACAGCAGGCUGUGACAGUGCCAGAGGGCACUGGACCCUUGAAGGUGGUCACACGCGUCCGUGCCAGCGGUGACAAUGUCCGCUAUGCCAUCCUGGCUCCCCUGGCACCCGCACUCUUCACCAUCGAUGAAGUGACGGGUGAGAUCCGCAGCACCCGCCGGCUGGAAGCUGCCCACACACAGCUCCUCAUCCAGGCUUACAACUUGCUGCACCCCGCUGACCACGCCACCACCUUGCUCAACAUCACCGUGCAGGGGACAGACCGGCGGGGGCUGAGGUGCAUCCCAGCCAUUGCCGUGUCCCGGGUGCCCGAGACGGUGUCCCCCGGCAGCACGCUGGUGACGCUGAGGUGCACCGACUCUGCUGGCACCGAGGGCCGUCUGCGCUAUGCCCUCGAGGGGCCAUCUGCCUUCUGCUCCCGCUUCCGCAUGGAGGGGCCGCGGCUGCAGGUCAACACUACCUUGGACUAUGACUCGGAGGAUGCACUUGCUGUGGGCUUCCAGUUCACAGCCAGCAUCGUGGUGACGGCAGGAGGGCAGCCCCCACAGAGCACCCGCGUGCCCGUGCUAGUGAUGGUGACGCCCGUCAAUGAAUUCACACCGGUGUGCCCCAAUGAUACCGUCUUCACCGUGCUGGAGACAGCGGUUUUCGGCAGCAUUGUGGGGCGUGUGGCUGGCACCGACAGCGAUUACCCACUGAACAGCCUCGAGUACAGCCUGGAGGGGGACUCUGGCCCCGCACAGCCCUUCUCCAUCGACACACGCACCGGCGAGAUCCGCGUGGCGGGACCCCUGGACUCGCAGCGGCACAAGAGCUACAGGCUGACGGUGCGGCUGACAGACACCCACAACGACCUGGACCCGGCGGAGCGGCGGAGCUGCCUGUGCAGCGUGGCCGUGCGCCUGCAGGCCGUGCCGAACCGGGCACCGCUGUGCACCCCCGAGGUGCAGGAGCUGCGGGUCACGGCUGCGGUGAGCGGCCGCCAGCCUGUCACCCGCCUGGCGUGCCAGGGCAGCCCCGACAGUGCCGCGCUGGCGUAUGCCAUCACUGGAGGCAACGAGGACGGACGUUUUCGGCUGGAGGGGAGCACGAUCUCUCUCCUGCCCGGUGACUUAGCUGAGCCCCGCACCUUUGUGCUGCUGGUGGAGGUGUGGAGCAGCCACGGUGUCCCCCGCCACAGCACGGUGGUGGCACUGGUGGUGCACGUCACCCCCCGCAGCACCCCAGUGCCACCCAGCACCACCACCCGGCACACGACACGGCAGAAGGAGCCGCUGGUUGUCAUGCGGUCAGAGGCGGUGUGGCACCCACCAGCCUGGUUCGUGGCAGUGCUCACCGUCUCUGGCACCUUGUUGCUGGCCAUCCUGGGCUGCAUGGCCCGGAGCCUGCUGUGCAGCAACCGAGACCCUGGCAAGCUGCUCCUGGGCAAGAGCACCUGGGACAAGGCAGAGAGGAGCAGGGGUGAGGAGGAGUGGGGCCACCCCCGUGCCAGCAGCCUGGGGCAGUUCGACGGCCGUGCCCAGGACCCGGGUACUGGCAGGGACUAUCUCUUCAACAGUGUGACUGGGGCACGGCGCUGGAUGUGAGCAGCUUGCCACGGUGACAGGCUCCCCAGGCAGAGCCCCGGGCACUAGCAGACACCUGGCAUGGCCCUCAGACCCAGGAGGAGACCUCUCCUUUGUGGUCAAACCUGCCCCGCACAGAGUGAGCCCGUCCCUGAGCCUCCUCAGCCAGCA